Messenger RNA from Rhopilema esculentum, 5894 nucleotides. Its product is annotated as homeobox protein Dlx2a. Gene Ontology annotation, biological process: regulation of transcription by RNA polymerase II. NCBI's taxonomy places the organism in Eukaryota, Metazoa, Cnidaria, Scyphozoa, Rhizostomeae, Rhizostomatidae. Gene Ontology annotation, molecular function: RNA polymerase II cis-regulatory region sequence-specific DNA binding; DNA-binding transcription factor activity, RNA polymerase II-specific. The record is from RefSeq and is a predicted model, not a curated record.
ACCUGAUGACCUAGCUAAACCUGAUGACAAUGUACAAAAUACAUAUCCAAAAUGAGGGCGUUGAUUAUGAAUAUUUAAUCGCAGUUUUUGACUAGAGUAAUGCAGUUUCUCCAGCUGUUACAUUAGAUAGCGUUGGCUAACACAAAGGAUAUCUUGAUUUCAAGAAAGAUAAAAAGGCAAAGAUAAUUAGUCAAGUGCGAGUUUAUGGUAUAUUUUUUUUGUGGCUUUAGGGAAAUCAGCUUCACCAGAACUGGAAGACGUGUGUUGGAUAAAAAGUUUGGCGGGUUGCACUUUGCCCCUUCCCUACAGCGUCUCUGAUUUUUGAUAAAAACAAGGCAAAUGACCUAUACAGCAUCAUCCUCUUGUAUGAAAUACUCGAAAACAUGUUUCCAUUCAAACAGUAUUUUCUAGUCACACUAGAUAUUUCUACAAAUUGAGGCAAAAUAUGAAUCCAUUUAUUGAAUAUCUUUAUGGAUUCGAUCCAUUUUGCAAACGAUACAAAUAAGAAUAUUAUGCAAAACUUUUUUAUCUUGAAACCUUUUUUUUUAAUCCCUGAGCCGUGCUCAUCUCUUUUUCAACGACUUGACUACAAUGCUUGAAAACUUACAUCUUUGAUAACGCAACUCGCAAGCCGCAAUCGCAGCAAUGUUCUUUACUAUUAUAUAGAUAUAUAGUUAUUUAGCCUUUUAGGUUUACACUUGAACAGACAAAUACAAGGUUCUUGUAACAGACAACACUGUCUUAAGUAGUCUCAUGCUUCGAUAAAAGAGCGGAUUUUCGUGACGGAUAGUGAGACUUGCGUAGUACAUGCUGAACGGCAAAUCGUGAACGGAUUAAAAUGCAACAAAUGAGCAUUAAAAAAUGACGCGGAAAUGAAGUAUUUGAAAAUGAUCUUCCUUGCCAUAUUGAGAUGAACCUGUAAGAGAAUAUUCUAAAAAACGGAGAACUUUCAGUGUCAGCAUUUGUCAAACGGUUUUUCGUUCUUCCCUUUUCGGUAUCAGUUUAGAAGUUUUUUGUGCCACACUCAAGAGCCCGAGCAAAGGGGGGGGGGCAGUUGUCCUUGCAACUGAAUCAAAGUUCCCUUGAGGUGGCUGUUGUAAUGGAGACGAAAGUCCGCUACUUUCGAAUAAAUCAGGAAAUUAAGACACCAGCUCGUGAUAUGAGUACGUAAUUGACUGGAUUGGAGGUUAAUGGUUAAAGUAUAUCAACAACCGUAAGCAAGGCUGUAAUUACAUAAUCACGUGAGGUUAGUCCUACUACAGUGUAAGGGGGGGGGGGGAAGCAAUAUAUUUUUGUAAAAAAUGACAGUAGUUAUGCUGUAAUAAUUAAAAGAAUAUUUUGCUGUAAACAUAAAAUAAUAAACUUUGGCAGCGAGCAAAUCAACGUUUACUGAUUUCAGGGACAGGGGGGUCUUUGGUGUCUAAGUAUGGCUAGGGAUACCAAUAUUUCGCCCCGGCAUGCAGGAGCUCAUCAGAGUAAAAAAUCUACGAAUAGCAUUCAUUUCUGAUCAUACAAAUAAGUCAAGCUUUUUUUUCACUACUGAGAAACGAAGCCAACACUACCAGCCCGUGCGGAACCAAAGAUGGCGUGGCGUUAGGGAGGGUUGGCGUGAUUUUGAUAUCGUUUGUAUGAUCUACAUAUUAGUGUUGAGCUUUCCGCAUCGUUAUGUUCAAUGUUUUAUCAACUGAGUGUCUUUCAGGUAAUCUAUCUCUUUGUCAUUUCAUCACAAACCUAAAUAUUGCAAUGAAGCUUCCUCUACCUUUGAAAUUCGUCCUGAUCAACCAGACUUAUUUCUUGUAAAACAAAUUGGAUAUUUUAAUAAGAUUUUCCUGGAUCUCCUUGGAAAAGCACCCCAUCAUUUGCAUACAUUAGAGUAAAGCACUGUUGCAAAAUGUCUCACAGUAAUGCAACUUUUGUUAAUCGACUGUGCUUACUGUCCGUGUGAAAAAGAGAAUUAUAAAAUGACAAACCAAAAGCAGAUUUUAAUCACUUUAGUUAAUCCUGGCUCGAUAUGAAAAUACCAAAUCCAAGCAAAUUUCAAAUUCACAGUUGUUGUGCUUUUCACCAUUACAAUUUAAAGCUGUUCACAUAAUCAUAAUUAAACGUGAUUUUUUAAAAGAAACUGCUUUUAGUAAAAAGUGAAAAAGUACUAAGUUUCAUAACGUGGCAUCCAUGUUUUGGCGCUUUAGUACUAAAAGUUUCUUUGUUGGUUUUUUAGUUUGGGUCCUAAAAUUGCCUUUUUAUUCUGAAGUUGUACUUUUUGGAAGGACAUAAACGCAGAUCGUCUGGAAAAGGCAACGCAGAUUGAAAUCGAAAGCAUGCUAUCUUUUUCCAAAGAAAAAUCAACAAAACAAAAACUUUUGGACUCUUUCUUUAAAAAUAAAAAUCUUUCACAAUCUUAAUUUUUCUUGAGCCUAGUACUAAAGUUUCUUAAUUUUUUUUGCAUCCUAGAACUAGCAUUAAUAGACUCGAUUCAAUCUCUUAUAUCUUACAAUAAAAUUUAACAAGCGGUUUAGCACGUUUUAGGCUGACGAUAAACUACCUCGACUCUGUACUGAAACAAUCGGAUCUCCUCAAACAUUAUACGCACGUCUUUAGAAACGACACGAGCUAUUUCAAAGUCAUCAUCAGAGCGUUAGUUGAGCGGCAGGUGAUUACCAAAAAGCUGAAAUAUUUUGCGCGCUACCAAAUCCGUUAUUGUAUCGCAUGAAUACAACUUAGUAAUCCGCGCGAGCCGCUCGUACUGCAAGACACCUGGGCUUUGAAUGGCCUACUGUGGAAUCCGCUCAACGUAUGCGCCAAGCAAGUUUUGGUGAAAAACGACGUAUAUAUGAAUCUACAAUGGAGCAAUUACCAGAUACAAACAGAUUUAAGUUCAGGACUGAGUGUACCAUGGAUACAAAAUCUUCUUUGAUGACAUCAUACGAGAGUAAAGAAGCUCACAUAGGAAUGAACUGUUAUAGCCAACAGCAAAAUGGGCUGCCAGCAAUCAAAGAACAGCCAGCAGUAAGAAGUUAUGAGCAAGAGUACAAAUCACAGAGCAAGCAGAGUGAGCUGAAAAUGAAAUCGCCAUUAGGAAAAUGCAGUUUGAUGGAAGAAGAUUGUGAUGUAGACAAAGUGCAAGAUGGCAGAGGAAAGUCGCAAAGAAAGCCUAGAACUAUCUUCAACAGUUUUCAGUUAAGAGAGUUGAAUCGGGCCUUUGAAAGAACUCAUUACCUUUCAUUACCAGAGCGGGGUGACCUGGCACUGGCCCUAGGCUUAACCCAAACGCAGGUAAAAAUUUGGUUUCAAAACAGACGCUCUAAGUACAAGAAACUGUUAAAAACCACUGGAGGGCAGGGAUUUAUGAAUGUCAUUCCAGACAACGCAGCAGCUUGGGAAUAUAGCAAGUCGAUGUAUGGCGGUCCACUGGCACAUUUCAACGCAAUCCCAUCUCAUGGUUCACAGAUACAAACACCUGAAUGGUACUACAAAAUGAACUAUAGUAGCCAUGAAAAUAUGUAUGGAUACACUCCUAGUGAACACAGACAGUACAGUAGAUCUGGCUAUCCUCUGCAUAUGUAAAAAGCCGUCGUUUUCUUUAUGCGCUUAAAGAACUCACUGCAGUGAAAAACCUGUGGGUAAUAAAGAAGAAAUAUUUUUAAUUCACAUGCUUAGGUAUACCUCCAACGAUUUAGACAGAAAAUUUGAUUGGUAAAGUUGCCUUGGAUAUUACCCAACCCAUGUCUUAACAAAGCCUGAUAUAGCAUUGUUAUAACAAGGGGAUUCAUAGGCGUUGCCUUCGGAGGAUUCAUCGUUAAAUAAUGGGAUUUAAACCAGUUACUCUGUGUACGUAGGAUGCUACAGCUAGGUAUGGGUCGAUAUAAGGCAAUUAAUUCACCGAACGGUGGAAUUUUUUGUCAGUUAUUGUGGAUACAACCUCUUAUCUGUGUAGCGGGAUCUUUAUCGAAGAAGCGAGACGAAGUGAAAAGAAAUUCGUUUAUGUUUUCUGCUUCAUCAUCGAAAUCAAAAGUCCUAUAACUAACUACGUGCUGAAAUAUAUAUCCUUAAGUUAAGUGCGUCAUAAGUAACACGAUAACGAGGUUAAUACUGAAAAGGAUAAUAUUCCUAUUACAUCUAUACGGGCUUGCUGUCUUCAACACUGACCAUCUGCGAACCCCAUCUACGGUCUGUGUUCCUCAACUUAUUAAGAUCUGCAAGUUUCACCAUAGAAGUACUUUGUAGUAGGAAUUAGGUUUACUGCUGCCCUCUUCUAAUAAAAGAAAACUCUUUUGUAUUGUAAGAUCAUAAAAAGCGACAAAGAUAUCUUCUCGUUGAGAUCGGCAUUUUUUACAGACACUUGUACCAAGAGUUCGGGUCAUUUUAUGUGUUACAAAUAUAAUUUCUAUAACUUAAAGGAUUUGUGAAGACGGGCUAAUACGCUUGUUUGUUAGGGCUUAAUUGUGUCGUAUAAUUAUAUAUGAUUAUGGCAAAAUAUCUAAUAAAUAUUCGCUAUGCUAUUCUCAGUGGAAGAAAGCUAGGAUGUAAGAAGGAAAACAAUGGCGAAUGUUUAACAUACGUCACUCUUUAACAGCGACUAUAUUGGUAAACCCAAGAUUUCCAAAAGACGAUAUAAUAAAAGUCAAAACUCUUCCCCUUACCCGUUGGAGAAGUAACAGGGCUAUCCGUGCAAAUAACUAAAGUUUGUUUUUUAACAAUGAGCUACGAGUGAGUUAUGUCAAUAGUAAAAAUAAAUUGUGGAAAUAGUGUAUUGGUAGGUGACUUUAAUGUCAGUCUUAACCAUAAUAACAGCUACAAGUUGAUUUUCUUGUGUCUUUUUUCUCCUUGAGACAAUGGCUUUUUGGCAUUUUAUACUUUUUUACACUUCCAUACAUAUUCAAUAUUUUCCUCGAGUUCCAAGGCAACUUUUCUUUCACAGCCGGCAAAACGUAUUUGAAAGUGAAGGGGCCAAGAUAUCACAGUUUUGAAAAGGUUUGGUUAGGAUGUACAGUUGGGUUAUUAAGUCUUAUCUUAGAAUUUUUUUCGGGAAUAAAGUACUUCUAACAAAAAAAGAACAUUUGAAAACUUUCAAAUUGUGCUGGUCAAAACGAGUUUUUAUAGAAUAAAACUUUAAAGCUUUCGUUUUUAAGGGAAUACUAGGCACAGUUACUUACGAAAUGGUGGGCUACAUUUCUUUCCACUUUUGCCCCAACCAUUUUAUAUUGUUAUGCAAAAAAGUGGGGGCACGAGCCCUUGUCAUUUGUAACUAUCUAUUUUGAAAGUUUUGAUGCAUAUAGUAUUAAAUGCUCCCCCCCCCCACCUGCUGCUCGACAAACCCAAAAAAGUGAAAUCCAACAAUUUUCUCAUAUAGUUUGUGACUGUUAUUUCAGUGAAAGAUUUUCAAUUGACUGUUAAAAGCAAGAAGAAAAAAUAAUUUUUUCAGCUUUUUUUGGAAAAAUGAUGGAGCGACUUUUGCAACUAUGUUACAAAAAGAAAUAGAAUCUUGCUUAAAGGAUUUGGAAAGAUUUAGUCUUACCCCAGUCAUGAUCCUUUUAUGCAUUUAUCUAUUUUAACGUAUGAGCUUACUACAAUCUGCAAAUUUCUUUAUUUGAUCUGAUGGAAUAAACAAGAUUGCUUUUACAGGAGAAAUUUCAAAAUUGUUCUAAAUCAUCCUCAAACCGGACCGGUCCGGUAGAGUUUUAUUCAAAACAACACAACACAUUCUAGAUUGAACUAAAAGAUGAAAUGCGAUGGACAUCCAAACCCUAGAUUUAAAAAAAGAUUAAUUUGAUUAGUUUUAACAAACAUUCGCAAGAACAAACAAUUAAGAUACAAACUCAAUUAAUUAACAACGCAGCACCAAUAUCCUUCAACUGAACAAAAGAUUCCUAAUAAAAUCAAACUUCAAGUCCUUC